Messenger RNA from Xenopus laevis (African clawed frog), 1229 nucleotides. It is a transcript of the gene usf2.S, whose product is annotated as upstream transcription factor 2, c-fos interacting S homeolog. Gene Ontology annotation, molecular function: DNA-binding transcription factor activity, RNA polymerase II-specific; DNA-binding transcription factor activity; protein dimerization activity. Gene Ontology annotation, biological process: regulation of transcription by RNA polymerase II; positive regulation of transcription by RNA polymerase II. The record is from RefSeq and is marked provisional. Gene Ontology annotation, cellular component: nucleus. NCBI's taxonomy places the organism in Eukaryota, Metazoa, Chordata, Amphibia, Anura, Pipidae.
CCCUUUCCGGGUCGCCCCGGGCCCUGGGCCUGUAACGCCUGAGACGGGGGGACACGGGCUAAAGGUUUCGCCCGCUCACUCCCAGCCCCACGCUCGACACAUGGACAUGCUGGAUCAGGGCCUCGACUCCGCCAGUCACGACAAAGGACAGGACACGGAAGAAGUUGUAGAGUUACAUGAAGGAGAUGAAACGAGUGCCGAAGAACAUACUGCCGUGGCCAUUGCCACUGUCCAGCAAGCUGCCUUCGCAGACCACAAUAUCCAGUAUCAGUUUCGCACAGAAAACAAUGGUGGACAGGUGACAUACAGAGUUGUCCAGGUGACAGAUGGUCAGCUGGAUGGCCAGGGGGAUGCAACAGGGGCAGUCAGUGUUGUGUCAACAGCAGCAUUUAGUGGCACUCAGCAGGCAGUAGCACAGGCUGUGAUCCAGAACCCGUUCAGCAAUGGCGGAAGCCCUACUACAGAUGCAGUUAGUGGGGAGGCGCGAUUUGCUUAUUUUCCAGCUUCCACCGUGGGGGACACUACAGCUGUGUCUGUGCAGACGUCCGACCCCACACUGGGACAAGCAGGAGGUCAGUUCUACGUCAUGAUGACCCCACAAGAUGUACUUCCUGCUGGACAACAAAGGUCGAUUGCUCCACGUACUCAUCCCUAUUCGCCUAAAAUGGAUGGGAACAGAACCCCUCGCGAUGAGAGGCGCAGAGCUCAGCACAAUGAAGUGGAGAGGAGACGGCGAGACAAGAUUAACAACUGGAUCGUUCAGCUGUCAAAAAUCAUUCCAGAUUGCAACGCAGAAAGCACCAAAACCGCAGCAAGUAAAGGUGGCAUACUGUCUAAAGCUUGUGACUACAUCCGUGAGCUCCGGCAGACAAACCAGCGCGUGCAGGAGACUUACAAAGAAGCGGAGAGACUGCAGAUGGACAACGAACUGCUGCGACAACAGAUAGAAGAUCAGAAGAACGAGAAUGCACUUUUGAGGGCACAGCUACAGCAGCACGGCAUUGAAGUGGUGGAAGAAUCUCCGAGGCAGUAACGUUCUUCACUCGCUCAUCAACAAGAGCCUUCUCCUGGGAGAGUAAAUGGGGGGGAAAAAAAGCCACGAGACAGAACUAUCCGCACCCUUCCUUCAUUGAGCAUCUCACUUGCCACCACCCGUCAUUCAAACCUCCCCCGACCCCUCCAGCUUUUUCUCCUUUAAGGUGUCAAAAAAAAUGUUUCACUGAUCCCUC